Molecule: messenger RNA, 690 nt
Organism: Penicillium maclennaniae
Lineage: Eukaryota; Fungi; Ascomycota; Eurotiomycetes; Eurotiales; Aspergillaceae
Exons: 1
Coding region: 1-690 (229 amino acids)
Source: RefSeq, a predicted model, not a curated record
AUGGCCUCUCACUCAAAGCGCGAUCCCACAAUGUAUUCCUUUAUGAAUGGGGCUGAUCUGGUCGAGGAACUUCUCAAGGAGGAUGGAUUCACAACCUGGGGCUUCGUGAUCUUUCGUUGCACGUACCACAAUGACUCUGACUGGGAGAACUUCAUGGCUCGCAUGGUCGGCGCCGUCUCAGAAGACCUCAAGGAAUACAGUGGCCUUGAUCUCCUCGACACAUUCGCCCCAACGGUCUUGGAAGACCCCUCCUUUGAGGGUGCCACGGUUGCCACCCUACGCGAGCACUUCCAUCAGUGGAAGAAGACUGCAUUGAAAGAGGAACAGGGCGUGAGCGAAGACUACACUCCAACGAGCGGCCGAUACCGCUUCUUCAUCACCGUGGACCAGGAGGCUAUGGAGUCCGUUCUAAACACCCCCUUGGGAGGGUUCGAAGAAUAUGAAUUAGGGCAUGUCCGCAUGGUUAAUGCUGAAUGGAAAUGGACAGAUGUGCCUGAAGAGGUCUCUGAGGACGAGGAUAUAUCAGAGCCUGAGGAGUUCGAGCCCCUUGAAGGGUGUACUGAGGAUGAUGUGGGCUGGAUGAACAUACGCUGGCGUAUUGUGCAGCUUCCGGGAUUCCACAGGAUGACUGAGAUUGAUGACUGGCAGGCGUAUUAUGUCCGGUAUCCGGGGAUCGCAGACAUAAAUUGA